AUGUCUCCAGUUUCAAAUAGCAGCAGAGCAAAUUGGACGAGAAAUCCUCGAUUAAUAUGCCCCACUUAUUGUUGCCAGCUUUUAACAGAAAGUGCUUUUGUUGGACUAUUUUAUCUUGAACGAUGCACAAUUAAGAUUGUUGUGCCUAAUUUAUCCAUUAGUAGCAUAAAUAUUUUACUAGACAAAUUCUUAACAAACAAAUGUUCUUCAAAAGAUGUUUUUUUAGCCUCUUGGUUAUAUUUAAGUUUCAAAGGCGCUUUAAUGAAACUGCAAGGCACCGAUUUCCAACGCUUUCUUUCAGUGACGCGUCAUUAG
Messenger RNA from Echinococcus granulosus, 315 nucleotides. RefSeq lists its product as hypothetical. The record is from RefSeq and is a predicted model, not a curated record. Bases 1 to 315 code for a protein of 104 amino acids. The transcript is spliced from 3 exons. NCBI's taxonomy places the organism in Eukaryota, Metazoa, Platyhelminthes, Cestoda, Cyclophyllidea, Taeniidae.